AUGAUUUCCCUUCAACCUAUCACGUCGCCUUCAAUCCCCGUCAGCGCACCGUUAUUAGACGUGUUGGCGAGACCUGGGCAAAAUGAAACUCAACCACACCGCCCCAGUCCUACGGUACCAGCACCUCUCUUCACACCGAAGAUCCACCCCCGAGUGGCCGAGGUCGCCGCAGAAGUCGAUGCCUAUUUCCUGAAGCAUUGGCCAUUUGAAAAUGGCAAAGCAAGGAAGAAAUUCGUUGCCGCGGGGUUUUCAACCGUCACCUGCCUCUACUUCCCAGUUGCGCUGGACGACAGGAUAGCUUUCGCUUGUCGGCUCCUUGCGCUGCUGUUUUUAGUUGAUGAUCUCCUAGAAGACAUGUCGCUCGAGGAUGGAUCAGCCUACAACGAAAGGCUCAUCCUCCUCUCAAGGGGAACUGCUGCACCGAAUCGUAGCAUACCGGUGGAGUGGAUCACAUACGACUUGUGGGAAGAAUUGCGAGCUUGCGACAGAGAGCUGGCAGAUGAAAUACUGGAACCCGUGUUUACUUUUAUGCGGGCACAAACCGACAAGUCUCGCCUCGACAUUAAAGAGCUGGGAGAGUAUUUCAAGUACCGUGAAAGGGAUGUUGGCAAGGCACUGUUGUCUGCUCUGAUGCGGUUCAGCAUGAAAUUGCAAGUCAGCCACGAGGAACUACAAAGUGUUGAAGAGAUUGAGAUGAACUGUUCCAAGCACAUCUCGGUCAUCAAUGAUAUUUACAGUUGGGAAAAAGAGUUGAAGGCUUCCCAGACGGGCCACAAAGAAGGCUCAGCACUUUGCUCCUCCGUUUCCGUUCUAUCUGCUGGUGCGAACUUGGAAUAUUCAGCAUCCAAGCGUGUUCUUUGGGCUAUGUGCCGAGAGUGGGAGUUCGUCCAUGAAGAACUUGUUGAAAAAAGGUUGUCAUCGUCUCAGCCGUGCAGUACUAAUUUGAGGGCCUUCAUGAAGGGUUUAGAGUAUCAAAUGAGUGGCAAUGAGGCAUGGAGCGAGACUACCCCAAGAUAUCACUCAGUCUGA
This is a messenger RNA of Diaporthe amygdali, 1029 nucleotides long. Its product is annotated as aristolochene synthase. NCBI's taxonomy places the organism in Eukaryota, Fungi, Ascomycota, Sordariomycetes, Diaporthales, Diaporthaceae. The transcript is spliced from 3 exons. The record is from RefSeq and is a predicted model, not a curated record. The coding region runs from base 1 to 1029 and encodes 342 amino acids.